Symbiodinium pilosum is the source of this 5613-nucleotide messenger RNA. The record is from the annotation of a GenBank genome assembly. NCBI's taxonomy places the organism in Eukaryota, Dinophyceae, Suessiales, Symbiodiniaceae.
AUGCAUUUUGCAGGCAUUGGAUCUCAGAACCGGAACCGGGUGGUGAUUACCGCCCCAAAAUUUGGCGGAGUACCAUGCGGCAACCUCUCAGAGACGCAGCGUUGCACCAACUUCUGCAUGGAUUGCCAACUCUCCGACUGGACGACCUGGGCCAGCUGCAGCAAAACAUGUGCUGGUGGCAGCCAGUACGUACAGCGUGCUUCCAGCAGCUUGAUUCAGCUCGAAGCAGGCUCUGAGUCGUCCACAGGAGCUUGGGGCUAUCAGAAGAAGAUGGGCGUGAGGUGUGAUCCAAAGCAUCAGAGAAGCACGGAUGGGGUAGGAACCCCGCAGGAAGCUGAAGCACUAUGCAGUGCUGAUCCUACAUGUGGAGGUCUGUAUGAUCGUGGCUGCGAUAACUGGGUGACGAUGUGUGAUGCAAAUUUUACGCUCGAAAGUGAGGAAGGUUCCUGCUCUUACCUCAAGAAGGAGAUUGGCCGCGGUGAGCCAUGCCAAGGCAACAUCAGCGAGACCAUGACCUGUAAUGAGCAGAUGUGUCCAGUGGACUGCGUCAUGACGGAUUGGACAGACUGGUCGCCCUGUGAUCCUUUCUGCAACGGCACGCAGAAGCGAGAAAGGAACAUCUUAAAGCACGCAGCAUAUGGCGGCACCCCGUGCGGUCCAACCUUGGAGGACCAGAGGUGUAGCAACUUCUGUGUGGAUUGUGCCUGGACCGACUGGACCCUUUGGCCAGCAUGCACGGUAUCCUGCGGAGGUGGUACUGCGCAGAGGACCCGCUCGGUGGCCGUGCCCAAGCAGGGAGGCGGUCAAGAGUGUAGCGGCAGCGGGGAGGAAACCAAGACCUGUAGCGAGCAGGAUUGCCCAGUGGACUGUGAGUUCUCAACCUGGACCACGUGGACCUCCUGCCAGCCAUACUGUGAAGGCUCGCAGACCCGGCAGCGAAGUGUCACCCGGAAGGCUGCUUUCGGAGGCAAGUCAUGCAAUUCCCUGGCAGCUGAAGAACCUGGCUUCACUGGGGGCGUCACGAAACAGAUCCGACAGUGCUCCAACUUGUGCAGAGAUUGUGGUUGGCUGGACUGGACGCCCUUUUCCUCCUGCUCUGCAACUUGCGGAAACGGUACCAGGAGUCGCAGCAGGGACCAACUCUUUGUACUCCGCACCAACCGCUCAGGUACAAUAUCUGCCUUUGCUGAAGAGCCCGCGCGGGUCUAUGGCUAUGAGCUUCAGAUGAACAUGCGCUGCGACGUGGCCAGUCGUCGUGAUGGCUCCAUGGUCUAUGCAGCCGCCAGGGACAGGUGCGAUUCCGAUCCAACCUGUGGAGGAGUCUAUGACGAGGGAUGUGAUGGGACUGUUGUGUUGUGCAACGUUGGCUUCAGCCUGCAUGAAGAAGCAGGCUCCUGCAGCGCGACAAAGUUGGAAAUCGGAGGCGGCUCUCCUUGCGAGCAGGUGCAGAAGCUCCAAGUGGAGCACUGCAACACCGCGGCCUGUCCGCGGGAUUGCCAGUACGGUGACUGGAGCGCGUGGACAGUUUGUGAACCAUGGUGCAAUGGGACACAAGCCCGCAACCGGGGAAUUGUCCUUGAGGAAGAGGAGGGUGGAAAGCCGUGCUUUGCGACUGCAGAAUCUCGCGAAUGUAGCAACCACUGCGUCAAUUGCAGGUGGGCGGAUUGGUCAUCGUGGAAUGAUUGCAGUGCCUCCUGUGGUGGCGGGAACCAGACACGUGCUCGGACCGUCACUGUGCCCAAGGAAGGCCGAGGUGAAGAUUGCGUGGGCAAUGACACAGAGACCAGAACCUGUGCAGACUUGAAUUGUCCUGUGAACUGCGAACUCAGCGAUUGGACAGCCUGGUCCAGCUGCCAGCCGCAUUGUCUGGGCGAGCAGAACAGAAGCCGCAAGGUCUUGUCACACCCGAGGUAUGGAGGUGCAGCAUGUGGCAGUUUGGCGGAACAGCGCAAGUGUGCCAACCUUUGCAUGGACUGCAUGCUCUCCGGUUGGGAGGAGUGGGGCGACUGCAGUGCCAGCUGUGGUGGUGGCCGCCGCAAGCGCUUGCGGACGGAGACCUAUGUCAGCAGGAACCAGACCGGUUCCGCAAGCUCCUCCUCCCUGUUGGAAGUCAACAUGCAGGCGAUUGGAUAUGAAAAGAAGAUGGGUGUGAAGUGCGACGAGGCCCACCAACGCGACCUUGGUGUGUCUGGGCAGCCGCCACUUACAGCCCAGGCGUCUUGCAGUGGAGAUGCUACUUGCGGGGCACUUUAUGACAAAGGCUGCAAAAACUUCUGGGCCGUUUGUGAUGCUGGCUUCGUUCUGGAAGAAGAAGAGGGAUCAUGCUCCUACAUCAAAAAGGAGAUUGGUGAGGGAGAAGCGUGUGAGGGCAACAUUGCGCAGAAUGAGGACUGCAACAUUGAGAAUUGCCCCCUGGAUUGCGAGUACACUGAAUGGACCGAAUGGUCAACAUGCGAGCCGUUCUGCUCCGGCCUCACAAACAGGACACGGAACAUCACCAGGGAGCCCCAGAACGGUGGCUUGCCCUGCUCACUCAAGGCACAAGUCAACAACUGCACAAACUUCUGUGUGGAUUGCGAGUGGGGUAGCUGGACACAGUGGAGCAAUUGCUCCACGUCCUGCAACAGCGGCACGCGCACACGGAGCCGAGAAGUUGCCGUGCCAGCAGACGGUGGUGGCAAGAAGUGCAGCGGCAAUGGCACCGAGGUUGGCAUCUGUGCCGACUUGAUUGCAUGCCCGGUUGAUUGCGAAAUGACGGACUGGGGUGGCUGGACGCCUUGCACGCCAUACUGCGAUGGUAAACAGCAGAGGAGCCGGUCCAUCAUAACUCAGCCAUAUGCAGGGGGCGCUGCCUGUGGCGAGACAGCGGAGGAGAUGAGCUGCAACAACACCUGCGUUAACUGCCAACUGACAUCAUGGACAGACUGGUCUGAGUGCUCAAAAACUUGCUCGGGUGGAACCCAGCACAGGUCUCGUGGCAUCUUGAAGCAGGCGGAGGGCCAGGGCACACCCUGCCCAACGGAGCUGGAACAGACCAAGGAGGACAUGUGUGCACCCUUGGACUGCCCAGUUGACUGCAUUUGGGGUGAUUGGUUACCAUGGAAUGGCUGCAGUGUGACUUGCGGGGAGGGCACCCAAGACAGAACAAGAGUGGAGGUGGUCUCUGCGCAAUAUGGAGGCCUUUGUGACAAGGGGUGCGACUUGCGAAGGGAGCAGCAGGGAGUGGCGUGCUUGCGACGUCGAGAUCUGCCCGGUGGACGCCAGCUGCUUGUGCCAGUUGCUCGUACCAGUGUGCUGGACCAGUCCAAGGUGGAGAUUGGCAACUUUCGCUUCCGCUGCAGUGACGUGCUCGGCAGGGGCUCCUAUGGUGAGGUUUGGAGGGCCCAGGUGCUUAGCGCAAAGGACCAGCAGGAGCCUUCAGAAGUCGCCUUGAAGGAGGUUCUCUGCCGUAACCAAAGUGAGUUGCGACAGGCAAUUUUCGAGGUGCAGGUGCUCCUUGCCUUGGAGCGUGCCGCAUCGCCACACCGGCUAAAGCUCCGGGUGCCACGCUGCAUUGCCUACAAGGUGAAUAUGUGUUCGGGCGGCUGGAAAGUGCGAACAGCCAUGACGCUGGUGCCCGGACAAUCGCUGGACUACUUCCUGAGGCAGAAGCCUCCUCCUGGUUUCACAGUCUUAGCCGGCCUACGCAGAGCACUUAGUCUGGUGGCUUGUCUGUUGCGGGACAUCGGGCCAGCGCUGCAACUUUUAGGCCCGAUUGCUUGGCACCGAGACGUGAAUUCUCACAACAUUCUUAUUGAUGGAGCUCCGUGCGACCACGCUGAUAUCGGGGAUGCUUCGUUCUGGCUCAUCGACUUCGGCCUGGCAGUAGACUCCCAAAGUUGGGUCUCUGAGAAGGGUAGGUGGAGGACCGAGUACAUCGGUGGUGACAGCCGAUAUUGGCCGCCCAGCUCAUGGAUCAUGCAUCUGGUAGGUCCGGAGGGUUUCGACCACCGCCCAGACCUGUGCGACCAAUACCAGCGUCGCUUGGACAUUCACGGCUUGGGCGUCACUGCGCUGGAGUUGCUAUGCACAGUGGCCAUGGCCUGCCUGGCUGAUGAGGCUGAGGAGCAGGAGCUGCAGCCCUGGACUCCAAUCUUCCACGCUUGGACCUGCUAUCGUGAGGCAGUAUGGCAGUGGUGGGCCACGGUCUAUGCUGUCUUCUCCGUGGGUGGGGAUCUCGCUCCUGUUCAAGCACAACUUGUGGAGGAGCGAAUUGUCGAGCAGCUGUUGCUUCUCCUGACACGAAUUCGCAUAGCUCUGCGGAAUUGUGCAGCGCAGCUGCGAGAUGAUCAGCAAGCGCGACUUCUGCAAAUGAUUGCAGACAUGUUGGACGAAGGGAAAGCCUUCGAGCUCCGUGACAUCCAGAGGCUGGUCGGCGGCCCGAAGAUCGAGUGCCUCCGACGUAGCACCUCUGUGGUGUCGUCGUCGAAGGAGCCCAAGGAAUCACAGAAACGCUUCUACAGUGUGCCUACCAAGAGCCGCCAGGUGCCACGAAACGGUACCGUUCCUUCUGCAGUAAUUGCAACCACCGCUGGCCUCGACAAAUCGAGUCGCGGCCAUAGCCGAGAUGUGCUGGGCCAGAGCACGCGGACCUCACCAAUGAGGGGCUUGACUGCCAGCUGGCAAUCUCAAAUGGAUGCAGUGAUGACACGCAUGGCAAGCCUGAAAAGUCGCUUCCAGGCGCGGCCUGAUGUGGCAGCGCUCGACCAAAAACUGGCCGUCCUGCGCCGGAGCACUGUGCAGAAGGCCAAGCAGCGGCUGCAGUGCUUCGUGAGAGCACCAGCAGCAACGCCUCUGGGAGGAGGUUGGGUCGAGCGUACGCCCGUUUACCUGUCCAGUGUGCGCUUCUUCCUCUGGUACGCAGCCCACUUUAUGCUUGAAGAUUGGUGGAGCCACUGGGGCAACUGCAGCGCGACCUGCGACAGUGGCUUCCAGUUUCGCAACAGGUCUGUGAGUGUGGAGAAGGUUGGAGAGGGUGCUGAUUGCGAUGGACAUGCAGAGGAGUCUGAACCUUGUGCCCAGCAAGGAUGUCCCCGAGACUGCAUAAUACACGAUUGGCAGCAGUGGUCAGACUGCUCGCAGAGUUGCGGUCCUGGGGGCAAGAGGAAGCGGAUUAGGGAUGCAGAAUCGGAGAUCGAAGGUGGCAGGCCAUGCAACGAGUCGAACGAGGAGUACGAGGUUUGCGGGCUGGCGGGCUGUCCUAGAGACUGCAUUUGGGGAGAUUGGGGUGGCUGGAGCAACUGCACCAAGAGCUGCGGCAAAGGUAUCGCUUUCCGGAACAGGAUUCAGCUGGUCGUGGCUGCCUACGGAGGAUCAUGUGUUGGCAGUGCCGUCCAGACCGAGUUCUGCAACUCCGUGCCUUGCCCAGAAGAUUGUACUUGGAAUGACUGGGGUGAGUGGACCACAUGCACACAGCCCUGCGGUGGAGAUGUGGCCGGGACAAGGUCACGACUUCGCACCAAGUCAGGCCCGUUCAAUGCUGGCGAGGACUGCGUGGGCUUCCCGACCGAGACGGUGGCCUGCAACGCGCCGGGCGGUUGCUCAGUCAAUUGCACGUGGGAGGAGCGUUGCUAG